AUGGAGGGGCAGUCGGCAAAAGGUGUUCUGAGCCACUUGAGCGACCUGGAGGCGCUGGAAAAGCAGCGGCGUAACAGACGCAAGCCUCGGGGUCGUGUGGACGAGCUGAGGGCCGCUAUUCAGACACUGGUCACACAGAGAAACCGGCUGCAGGCGGAGAUGGAGGCCAACAGUUUUCUUCAGAAACUGCAGAUGUCAAUGGGGGAGGAGGAUGAUGACGACGACGACAAUGACUCGGUGAACUCGCAACUGUCGAUGCUGAUGAAGAGACGGACACAACUGAAAGACCUUCUCCGUGCUCAUUACCUCAUUGGUGGAAAAAACAUUGUUAAAACUCACCACGGUAAAGGAGUUUCUAUCUCAUUGGCCACCACCUACGAGGGACUCUACUUAGACACCUACAAUCUGGAUAUAGACCUGACAGCCAGGCUGAAGAUCACACGCCAUAACUUACCUCCCUUCAUCCCUUUAGACCGUCUGAUCGAACAGAGUAACAUGCAGACGGACAUAAUGGCUUUUCUGGACACCCUCAGUCAGUAUCUCAAUGCCUUCGUUGGACGCAGGCAACAGCUGAAGCUUGUCAAGGAGCUCCAUAAAUCAACUGAAGUGUUGGAGAGCAACAUGAUGUGUUCGAUUCUGGUGCUGCUGCUCACUGCUACCAACCAAAACAAGGCUGUUCUCUGCAAGAUGACCUACGCCGACCACACCAGAUGCCUUCCCACUAAAGUCAGCUUCGAAUCUGAAGACAGUGACCUCUCUGAUUCUCAUCACUGGGAAGAAAUCUCCACCCUUCUAAAGGAGACACCUUUGCACAAAGCCUUGACAAUCAUGCGAGAGAGAAGAAUCAUUGUUUAACGGGUCUGGGUAUGAUGCAUCUCACAUGUACAAAACUGAGUUUGUUUUUGCAAUGUCUGUCCUUUAAUGUUUUGUGUAAAAAAUGUAUAUGCGUUAUUGUUAUAAUAAUAAAACAUUCAAAAACAUGUUAUAUACCACUUCCUUUUUGUGAAGUCUUGUGUAACGCUCACUUGGAAAUGUAGUUCUGUCACAUUUUACAUUUAAUUUAUUACAAGAGUCAUGUACCUUUAAUUCCUUUUUCCCUUUUUCAUACUGUCAUGGAAACUUACCUGUGAACAUAAUUACACAAAACACUUAUGGUUGAUGAUAAAAGACAGUAUUGUACAAUACGGAGACAAAACAAGACAAAUUGUAAUGUACAAUACAGAUAAUACAAGUCAUGGGUUACUUUCCUAUAUUUUCCCUGUAUUCUCAAAUGCACAAAGGCGUUCCCUUCCCUAUCUUCCUCUUUCCUAGACAAAGAAACACCUAUUGGUCAAAUUCAAAUGACUAUACGUUUUCCAUGCCUAAUACUCUAGGUUGGACAUCAUCUGGUCAU
This is a messenger RNA of Lampris incognitus (smalleye Pacific opah), 1393 nucleotides long. RefSeq names its product centromere protein O (gene cenpo). Lineage: Eukaryota; Metazoa; Chordata; Actinopteri; Lampriformes; Lampridae. The record is from RefSeq and is a predicted model, not a curated record. The transcript has 6 exons. Bases 1 to 855 code for a protein of 284 amino acids. Gene Ontology annotation, cellular component: Mis6-Sim4 complex; kinetochore.